GACCGGGAGCUCAGAGGCGGGACUUCCUGUGUGCUCGCCGAAAGAGCUUCCGGUGUGAAGCGGAAGUCCCCCUGGGAGCAGCCGCCGCGGAGACCCGUGGCACCGGCUGUUUGGUGCUGUCGCUGCCAUGGGCAAAAGAGACCGGGGGGACCGCGAUAAGAAGAAGUCCAAGAAGCGGCACUACGAGGAUGAAGAAGAUGAUGAAGACGACGUCCCUGGGAACGACUCUCAGGAAGCGGUCCCCUCGGCGGCCGGGAAGCAGGUGGAUGAGUCCGGCACCAAAGUGGAUGAAUAUGGAGCCAAGGACUACAGGCUGCAGAUGCCGCUGAAGGACGACCACACCUCGAGGCCUCUCUGGGUGGCUCCUGAUGGCCACAUCUUCUUAGAAGCCUUCUCUCCAGUUUACAAAUAUGCUCAAGACUUCCUGGUGGCCAUCGCAGAGCCAGUGUGCCGACCAACCCACGUGCAUGAGUACAAACUGACUGCCUACUCCCUGUAUGCAGCUGUCAGUGUUGGGUUGCAAACCAGUGACAUCACUGAGUACCUCAGGAAGCUCAGCAAGACGGGAGUCCCUGAUGGAAUUAUUCAGUUUAUUAAGUUGUGUACUGUCAGCUAUGGAAAAGUCAAGCUGGUCCUGAAGCACAACAGGUACUUCGUUGAAAGUUCCCACCCUGAUGUCAUCCAGCAUCUUCUCCAGGAUCCAGUGAUCCGGGAAUGCCGCCUGCGGAACUCUGAGGGGGAGGCUACAGAGCUCAUCACAGAGACCUUCACCAGCAAGUCUGCUAUUGCCAAGACUGCUGAAGGCAGUGGUGGGCCUUCUACUUCCCGGGUGACAGACCCACAGGGUAAAUCUGACAUCCCCACGGACCUGUUUGACUUUUAUGAACAAAUGGACAAGGAUGAAGAAGAAGAAGAAGAGACCCAGACAGUGUCUUUUGAAGUCAAGCAGGAAAUGAUUGAGGAACUCCAGAAACGUUGCAUCCACCUGGAGUACCCUCUGUUGGCAGAAUAUGACUUCCGGAAUGAUUCUGUUAACCCUGAUAUCAACAUUGACCUGAAACCCACAGCUGUCCUUAGACCUUAUCAGGAGAAGAGCUUGCGGAAGAUGUUUGGGAAUGGACGUGCUCGUUCUGGGGUCAUUGUUCUUCCUUGUGGUGCUGGGAAGUCCCUGGUUGGCGUGACAGCUGCAUGCACGGUGAGAAAGCGCUGUCUGGUGCUGGGCAACUCAGCUGUGUCUGUGGAGCAGUGGAAAGCCCAGUUCAAGAUGUGGUCCGCCAUCGACGACAGCCAGAUCUGCCGCUUCACCUCCGACGCCAAGGACAAGCCCAUAGGCUGCUCCAUUGCCAUUAGCACCUACUCCAUGCUGGGCCACACCACCAAAAGGUCCUGGGAGGCUGAGCGAGUCAUGGAGUGGCUCAAAACUCAGGAGUGGGGCCUCAUGAUCCUGGAUGAAGUCCAUACCAUACCAGCCAAGAUGUUCCGACGGGUGCUCACCAUCGUGCAGGCCCACUGCAAGCUGGGUUUGACUGCAACCCUCGUCCGGGAAGAUGACAAAAUCGUCGAUUUAAAUUUUCUGAUUGGGCCCAAGCUCUACGAAGCCAACUGGAUGGAGCUGCAGAACAACGGCUACAUAGCCAAAGUCCAGUGUGCUGAGGUCUGGUGCCCAAUGUCUCCUGAGUUUUACCGGGAGUAUGUGGCAAUUAAAACCAAGAAACGAAUCUUGCUGUACACCAUGAACCCCAACAAAUUCAGAGCUUGCCAGUUUCUGAUCAAAUUUCAUGAAAGGAGGAAUGACAAGAUUAUUGUCUUUGCUGACAACGUGUUUGCCCUGAAGGAAUAUGCCAUUAGGCUGAACAAACCCUAUAUCUAUGGUCCUACAUCCCAAGGAGAGAGGAUGCAGAUUCUCCAGAAUUUCAAGCACAACCCCAAAAUCAACACCAUCUUCAUAUCCAAGGUGGGCGACACAUCGUUUGAUCUGCCAGAAGCAAAUGUUCUCAUUCAGAUCUCAUCUCAUGGUGGCUCCCGGCGGCAGGAGGCCCAGAGGCUGGGGCGAGUGCUCCGAGCCAAAAAAGGGAUGGUUGCCGAGGAGUACAAUGCCUUCUUCUACUCGUUGGUGUCCCAGGACACACAGGAAAUGGCUUACUCGACCAAGCGGCAGAGGUUUUUGGUAGAUCAGGGUUAUAGCUUUAAGGUUGGUGAAUUCCCUUUAUUAGCCACAGACAAGAGGUCAGGGCUGUCCAGCCCCUCCUUCCUUAGCCAGAAGCAGUGACAGUUUCCGACUUGUCAUGCUGAGCUGGAGGACAGGAUACUUGACCGCAUUUUGAAGGAUUUGCAUGAUGGCCUGUUUAUGUAUCUGUAAAAAGUAUGCGGUGAUGGCAGCAUUCAUACCUCCUGAUCCGUGGGAGAGUCAAGGACGAGACAAGCACCAAAUGAGGGAGUGUUCUGGGUUCUUUGAAAGGAGAGCCGGGCAGAAAGGCACAUGGGCGUGUGAUGGUCUGUGUUGGGUGGAGCAGUCUUUGCCUUCCUGGCCUUGCCUUCAGCACUGUGCACUGAGAGCAGCCAGGUCAGAGUUCCCAGAAUCCUGACGCCGGAGUUCCCAGAGGGGUGGUCGGGCCAGGGCAGAAAUGCCCGGUAUCUGUGCUCCGGGUCUGCGGCCACUUGAAGGGCUCAGCCACGUCCCUACUUCUGGGACUUUUCUUUCAAUUAAAAUGAUGAGAAGAAUUAAAGGGGGGCAAAAAGAUUUCUCUACACCAUCAGCCCAGGCUUUCCUGAGGGAUAGGUAGGCUGUGUAGUAAGUUACCCCCAAAGAAAGGAAAACCAAACCUCUGUCUUAGAAAAAAUCUUGUAAAUCCAUGUGGACAGGCUCUCAUUUCUAAGUGCUCCCUCCCGCUGGAAGCCCUGGCCACCGAGCCCGGGAGGCUGAAGACCGUGCCCUCGGGCAGCAGGCCGUGCCUGUCUUUGGUCCCUUCCUUUAUCUGGCGCAGGCUGGAAAACUGCCAGAAGGGACAUUUUAGAGCCACCGAGGCCCCCAGUGAUCUUCUGUAAGCGAUCCUGUAUCUGCUGUUGGGGGAGUGGCUUUCUCUGGAAUCCCCUUCGCCUCUCGUGCCCUGCAGUCACUAGUUGAGCCCCACAUUGCAGGGGGCUCCCAAGCUGGUCUCUGAAAUGCCGGGGAGGAGCUCUCCGUGGUUGGGCGCCUGCUCAGCUGGGCCUGGGGGAGGGCAAACAGAAGGGGACAUGGGGCCUGCG
Messenger RNA from Mirounga angustirostris (Northern elephant seal), 3246 nucleotides. RefSeq names its product ERCC excision repair 3, TFIIH core complex helicase subunit (gene ERCC3). The transcript has 14 exons. Gene Ontology annotation, molecular function: hydrolase activity; 3'-5' DNA helicase activity; DNA binding. The record is from RefSeq and is a predicted model, not a curated record. Gene Ontology annotation, cellular component: transcription preinitiation complex; transcription factor TFIIH holo complex; nucleotide-excision repair factor 3 complex. Gene Ontology annotation, biological process: embryonic organ development; hair cell differentiation; transcription initiation at RNA polymerase II promoter. Lineage: Eukaryota; Metazoa; Chordata; Mammalia; Carnivora; Phocidae. Bases 128 to 2269 code for a protein of 713 amino acids.